Thrips palmi is the source of this 2562-nucleotide messenger RNA. Its product is annotated as A disintegrin and metalloproteinase with thrombospondin motifs adt-1-like. Gene Ontology annotation, biological process: proteolysis; extracellular matrix organization. Gene Ontology annotation, molecular function: metalloendopeptidase activity. The coding region runs from base 1 to 2397 and encodes 798 amino acids. The record is from RefSeq and is a predicted model, not a curated record. NCBI's taxonomy places the organism in Eukaryota, Metazoa, Arthropoda, Insecta, Thysanoptera, Thripidae. Gene Ontology annotation, cellular component: extracellular matrix. The transcript has 15 exons.
AUGAGGACGUCCCGGACGCCUGCGCUGGCCGCCCUGGCCGCCUUGCUGUGCGUGGCGGCCGCCGUCCUCGGCGUCGUGGCCUCGGACACGAGGCUGCACGAGCUGAUGACCACCGAGGAGCUGGUGCAGGUGUUUGGCCAGAGCCUCGCCGAGGACCUCCCGGACUACGAGGUGGUGUUCCUGCCCACGCCGCACCCCAUGCCCGUCGAGCUGGAGGCCCUGGUGGCGGAGGGCGACGACGGCGAGGCGUUGACUGACGGUAUCGCUUUCCCCUACGAGUUCCACGCCUUCGGCAGCCCUGUGGGACUUAAGCUGAGGAGGAACCACCAGCUGAUCGCGCCGAGCUUCAAAGUCGUCCUCCGCGGCGGGGAGUCGAACCCGGACCCCGAGGCGGUGCUGGCGGACGCAGCUCGGCUGGAGCGCGGCGUGCCGCGGUGCCACUUCCUGCACAGGGAUGGCGACGACGCGGGGAUGGUCGCCGCCGUCAGCCUGUGCCACCCCAGAAGCGUGCACGGCCUCAUCCUGCGCGGCAACGAGUCUCUGGAGAUCUGGCCGCUUCCUCAGCGGCUGCAGGACCUGCAGGGACACGCCGACGGACACGCGCCGCACGUCGUGAAGCGCGUGCCGCUGGACCGACACAGAGUCCUCUUCAGCGCGGACGACGCCGUUACCCAUCAGGAUGUAGAGGCCGUCCUGUCCGCCCGCAAGCAAGACCCGCGGGGAGGCGCGCACGCCCGCCUGGUGCUGGAGACGGCCCUGUUCCUGGACGAGGCGGCGUACCGCCUGUUCGCGCCCUUCGUGUCCAACGACGAGGCGCAGCUGCGCGACAUGAUGCUGGCGUACCUCAACGGGGUGCAGGCGCUGUACCACCACCCCAGCCUGGGCCGCGCGCUGGACAUCGUGCUGGUGCGGCUGGAGCUGUUUCGGACGCAGCCCUACGACCUGCAGCACCACGACGGCGACCGCGGCCCCCUGCUGGACUCGUUCUGCGAGUACAACGAGCGGCACAACCCCCGCGGCGACGACGACCCCGCCCACUGGGACAUGGGGCUCUACGUGUCGGGAUUGGACUUCUUCGCGUACGAGAACGGCCGCAAGAGCGGCGUGACCAUGGGGCUGGCCACGGUGGGCGGAGUAUGCCUGGACCGGUACGCGUGCGUCAUCGCGGAGCUGGGCACCGUCAACGUGUUCGGCAAGCCCUACCCGUCCGCCGGCUUCACGUCCGUGUACAUCCUGGCGCACGAGAUCGGCCACAACCUGGGCAUGCACCACGACAGCACGAGCAACAGCUGCCCCAAGGACGGCUACAUCAUGUCGCCGUCACGCGGCACGCAGGGCGAGGCGGUGUGGUCCACGUGCUCCAGCGAGGUGCUGCAGCAGACGGAGGCCGACUGCCUGCUGGACCGGCCGCGGCCCGCCAAGGGCAUGGACCACAUGGCCAUGUUCAAGGACGAGCCCGGGCAGGCGUGGAGCGCCAAGAAGCAGUGCGAGAUGCUGCUGCGCGACCACGACGCCGAGCUGCGGUACCCGAGCAGGCUGGCGGAAAUCUGCGACAACUUGCAGUGCCGGACGCCGCACCGGUCCGGCUUCUACUUCGCGGGGCCGGCCUUGACGGGGACGAGCUGCGGCACCGCCAAAUGGUGCCAGGGAGGGCAGUGCGUCGCCAUGAAGCGUAAGAAGCCCGUCAAGGUGGUGAAGGGCGGCUGGAGUCCGUGGCGCUCCGAGCCCUGCCAGUCGGGCUGCAUCGCCAAGGCCAGAGGGUUCCAGAAGCGGCGGCGCUCCUGCACCAACCCCAGGCCCGUCAACACGGACGAGGGCUGCGAGGGCCCCAGCGUCGACGUGGUGCUCUGCAAGGACGACAACGUGUGCUCCAAGACGAGGCGGCAGAAGGUCGUGGAGUACGCCAGCGCCAAGUGCCGCCACUUCGCCACCCUGCUGCCGGACCUGGACGCCGCGGGCGCCGGCCUGCAGGCCCCCCACGAGCAGGGUCGCCUCUGGAUGGCGUGCGCCAUCUUCUGCCGGCGCCGCGACACCGGGUCGUACUACACGCCGCGCCUGGACCUCAACGACAUGGGCGUGGACGCCUACUUCCCGGACGGCACCUGGUGCCACGGCGACUCCUCGGGCUCCUACUACUGCCAGCAGCGGCACUGCCUCCCCGAGGGCUUCCAGAUCAGCAAGCUGACGCACUGGUUGUGGCAGACCGACGACGUGCCCGUGCCGCAGAACGCGCUGCCCCACCCCGACGCCUUCCCGCACCCCCCUCUGCUGCUGAGCUACCUGGGGCUGGGGGCGGACGGGCGCCCCUUGCUGGACCAGCUGCCCCCGGGGGCGGCGACCCCGCCUCCGGACGACGCGUGGUCCGACAGGGACUACGUCGAGCUGCCCGCGAUGUGAAGUAAAGUUCGCAACUGAUUUUAUACUACAAAAAGGAAUACAUUUAUCUACUGUUUACUGUUUUUUUUUCUACUUUUUUGUACUUUUUUUAACUGUAUUUUUUAUAACAAUCUGGGACUUUGCUAAUAAAUCGGGGUGUACACCCGCAUUUAUCGCUUUUUUGUA